Cooperia oncophora is the source of this 753-nucleotide messenger RNA. NCBI's taxonomy places the organism in Eukaryota, Metazoa, Nematoda, Chromadorea, Rhabditida, Trichostrongylidae. The record is from the annotation of a GenBank genome assembly.
AUGGCUCCGCAUUCUGUGAUGGUGACAGGGGCUAAUCGUGGCAUUGGAUAUGGCCUUGUGAAGGAAUUCCUGAAGAACAAGGAAAUUCGCCAUGUCAUCGCCACCGCACGCGAUCCAGAAAACGCCACUAAGCUCAAGGAGAUCAAUGACAGCCGACUGAGCAUUGUGAAGCUCGACGUGACUUGCGAUGAUUCUAUAAAGAAGGCGUACGCUGAGGUAGAAAAGAUUGUUGGGGAACAAGGACUGACCGUACUUGUCAAUAACGCAGGUGUCUUAUUGAAAUACCGCACGAAACAGGAACCGAAUCGAGCUGAUCUUAUCAAGAACUUCAAUAUCAACACGGCAAGCGUCGCUGUACUAACUCAGGUAUUCCUACCGCUUUUGUGUAAAGCUGCUAAGCAUGGAACUUCGGACGAGUUAUCAGUGGAUCGAUCGGCAAUCAUCAACAUUUCAUCCACCCUUGGUUCGAUCGCUAGUAAUACAAUGGGCUCAGGAGAGAAGCAAGUGCUGGCCUACAAUGUUAGCAAGACUGCACUGAACUCUCUGAUGAAGACGAUGGCGAUCGAUCUGGAAUCGGAUCAUAUUCUUAUCGCGUCUUUCUGUCCUGGUUGGGUACAGACGGAAAUGGGAGGGUCAGAUGCCCAAAUAACAACUGACCAAUCCGUGGCAGAUCUUGUCAAGUCUUUCUCGAAUCUGAACAAAAGUCAUCACGGCGGGUUCUUCAACAGGGAGCUUGAAGUUAUCCCAUACUAA